AUGCGUUUUUCGCUAUCAACAAAAUACAAAUGUGUUUUGCUGUGUAUCCCCUUGCCUUAUGACGAUUUUUCUAAACAAUCACAGGUUGAAGAAGAGAGUGAUCAUCACAAGGCUGCUCGUUUCUUCUCCUCAUCUCCAGAGAAGCAAACUCCGUAUAUGAUACUUGAAGGUUAUAAAGUAGGAGAGUCUUCAGAAGCUGAAAACAUCAUAAUGAGUUUCAAGUUAUUCGAUCUAAGUAAAGAAGAGAUCAUCGAGGUUAUCCACAAGUCAUUUCCAAAGUUGUUGUACGAAGAGUCAAGAGUCAUUGGGAGCUCGCGCGGCUGGAUAGCUUUUAUGAGCAAACAUGAUGGAACCGUACAUCUAAGCGACGUAUUCAAUCUCGGGUCCCUUAGAGUUAUAACUCUGCCCCAAAUACCUAUGCGUACUUCUUCCACUCCCAUCAUAAAUGUCUCCUUAUCCUAUCCGCCAGACCAAGACAAUGAUUAUGUAGUGUACGUCAAGUUCUUAGGCAACCGGCUAUAUUACUGUAGGCGUAAUGACCACUCGCAAUGGGUUACAAUCUAUAAUGACGACAUCCACGAACUCCACUAUGAUAUCGUUUAUUCCCAACGAAACCAAAUGUUGUUCCUCGUGAUAGCAGCAGCAAGUUUCUUGCUUUCUUUUGACCUCAACAUGAACAAAAGGUAUACGAUGUUGCAUUUGAGAAACAUCCCAAAGAUGCCACAGUCCGAGUGGGAGUCGUUGGCUUUGUGUUUCAAGAGAGAGUACUUGGUUGAGUCCCCCGGUGGCAGACUUUUUGUUGUUAAGCAGUAUGUAGAGACAUACGACCAAGGGAACAAGGAGAUUAUAUUCAACAGAAACAAGAGAUUUAUGGUGUUUAAGCUAGGAACAAAAACAAGGAAUGGAGAAAUUGCCGCUUAUUACACUGAAGACAUUGGAGAUCUCUGCAUUUUCUUUGGCAACAAUGAGACAUUAUGUGUUGAGGCAAGCCAAUAUCCUGGACUUAAGCCUAACUCUAUAUAUUACAUUGGCUAUGGUCUCGGUGUGUACGACAUCGGUUCCAAAAAAGUUCACCAGUUUACUUCAUCUAUGUCUCUCAAUUGGCCUCUCUAUCUCUUACCAAAUCUUAUUUAA
Molecule: messenger RNA, 1134 nt
Organism: Camelina sativa (false flax)
Lineage: Eukaryota; Viridiplantae; Streptophyta; Magnoliopsida; Brassicales; Brassicaceae
Source: RefSeq, a predicted model, not a curated record